Molecule: messenger RNA, 1644 nt
Organism: Nezara viridula (southern green stink bug)
Lineage: Eukaryota; Metazoa; Arthropoda; Insecta; Hemiptera; Pentatomidae
Source: the annotation of a GenBank genome assembly
UCACCGGUUCCUGGGGUAAGGUUAUUUUCAUACUGCGGUUUCAAUUGCUACUGCGUAUAUUGAAUAUUCUUCAUUUGUAAUUAUUACUUGUCGGGCGGUAAAAUGGGUAGAGAAGAUAAAGCCACUUGGAAAAGCAACUAUUUUAGUAAGUUAAUUCAGUUAAUCGAAGAAUAUCCUAAGUGUUUUAUCGUCGGGGCAGAUAAUGUCGGCUCCAAACAAAUGCAGCAAAUUAGGAUGUCCCUCAGAGGAGCAGCUGUUGUUCUGAUGGGGAAAAACACAAUGAUGAGAAAAGCAAUCAGAGGACAUGUUGAGAGGAAUCAGUCUUUGGAAAAAUUACUCCCUCACAUAAGAGGUAAUGUAGGAUUUGUCUUCACCAGAGGAGAGCUUGUUGAAAUCCGUGAAAAGCUGUUACAAAACAAAGUUCGAGCCCCAGCCAGAGCUGGAGGCAUUGCUCCUUGUCCGGUAAUUAUCCCAGCACAAAAUACAGGACUUGGUCCUGAAAAGACAUCUUUCUUCCAGGCUCUGUCAAUCCCGACGAAAAUAUCUAAAGGUACUAUCGAAAUCAUCAAUGACGUUCACAUUCUCAAAGAAGGUGACAAAGUCGGAGCUUCGGAAGCCACUCUUCUCAACAUGCUGAAUAUUUCCCCAUUUUCCUAUGGCUUAGUUGUAGAAAUGGUUUAUGAUUCUGGUACCAUAUUCGAACCGAGGAUUUUAGAUAUCAAACCAGAAGAUUUGCGUGAGAAGUUCAUCGAGGGAGCUGCAAGACUUGCAGCUGUAUGUUUAGUAAUAGGAUAUCCGACUGUUGCUUCUGCUCCUCACAGUAUUGCUAACGGCUUACGAAAUCUCUUUGCCAUCGCUGCUGCUACUGAUGUUGAAUUUAAAGAAGCAGAAAAGUUGAAGGAGUAUUUGAAAGAUCCAUCUAAGUUUGCCAGUGAAACACCUGCAGCACCAGCUUCUACCAUUGCUCCUGCUGAAGCUCCGAAGAAAGCUGAAGUGAAAGAAGAAUCAGAGGAAUCCGAUGAGGAUAUGGGAUUUGGUCUCUUCGACUGAAAUCGUAGCAUGAUUUAUUUAUUAAUGCAUUUUAAAAUAUUGAUCUUUAGAAAUCAUUUAUGUUUUUCUCUUGUAUUGUUUUCUUUGUAGAAAAAUGUUUUAUUUAUUUCUUAGUUUUUAAAACUAAUUAUUCUUGUUUCAUGUUUUCUCUUAUUUUCAAAAGUACUAAUUAUGAUAUAUUCGUAUAACUUGAGAGAUGUUGCUAAAGAAUUAAUUUUUUUUAUUCUAUUCUUCAAAAGAAUAUUUUGGUUUUGUUUAUUUAAAUUUUAUUAAGUAUUGAGAUGAGGAAUGUUUAAACUUCAUUUAAAGUAAGAAAAUGUCCGGUUUGUUUAUUCUUUUGGCAUUAAAGGUUUAUCAAGUCAAUGUCUCAUAUUAGACAUAUUUAAAACAGUAAGACUGGUUUACCAAAGUUAAUUGUACUUAUAAUAAAUUAAUAAGUAAUGAAUAUAAAGAAUUUAUGUUCAUUCGUUACCAUAGUAGUUUAGUUUGUGAACUAGAGUUUGCAGAACUUAAUUAGAUAUUUUUAUAUCUAGUCAAUUUAUGCUCAAAGCAUAACUUUAUGUAGUGAUAAUAAAAUCUAUUUGACAAAACGAA